Messenger RNA from Paraphaeosphaeria sporulosa, 1641 nucleotides. RefSeq lists its product as uncharacterized. Gene Ontology annotation, cellular component: fungal-type vacuole membrane; plasma membrane. The record is from RefSeq and is a predicted model, not a curated record. Bases 1 to 1641 code for a protein of 546 amino acids. Lineage: Eukaryota; Fungi; Ascomycota; Dothideomycetes; Pleosporales; Didymosphaeriaceae. Gene Ontology annotation, biological process: transmembrane transport. Gene Ontology annotation, molecular function: transmembrane transporter activity. The transcript has 3 exons.
AUGGAGAGCACAGUAGACCCAACCAUCAAGAAUUCGCGACCCGCAACCCAUAAUCUCACAGAUAUCGAAAAGCAAGCUUCGACCCACUUGUCCACCCCCUCGUCCCCCUCGUCCCCAUCUCCCCAACCCACUUCCCCACCCCUACUCUCCCACCUCCGCCAGUGGAAUGCACACAUCGAAUCCCUCUCCGGCUUUGAAGCCCGCGGUAUCACGCGCGUGCUUCCCUCCGAGCGCCAAACUCCCUCCCGCGCCGCGUACUUGCAGAUGGUGAUCCUGUGGUUCGGCGUAAACAUCACGAUUAACAAUCUCGUCGUCGGUCUGUAUGGCCCGCUGCUGUUUCAGCUCGGGUUUUUGGACGCGAGUCUGUGCGCUGUGGGUGGGGUUGCGCUGGGGGCGGCGUGCACGGCGUAUAUGAGUACGUGGGGGGCGGUGAGUGGGUGUCGAACGUUGGUGAGUAGGCUGUUCGAGGCAAACAUCGGGAUACUUGAGCUGACAAUCGGAUUGAAGGUUGUCGUGAGGUUCUUCAUGGGUUACUGGCCUUCGAGGAUAUGCGUCCUGCUGAACGUCAUCUUGAUGGAAGGAUACUGCACCGUCACCGCAAUCAUCGGCGGACAGAUCCUUGCCGCGGUGAGUGGUGGGACAAUGACGAUAGCGGUCGGUAUAGUCGUGGUGUCGAUAGCCGUGAUGAUCGUUGCGGUUGUGGGGCUGAAAGUCUUCCACGUCUACGAGCGCUACGCGUGGCUCCCACAAAUACUCGCCCUGUCUAUCCUUAUCGGCUCAGCCGGACCGUCCUUCAGCACUUCCUUGGCCUCAGCCGGAAGCCCCGCCCAGAUCGCAGCAAACCGCCUCUCCUUUUUCUCCCUCUGCUUCUACGUCCCUACGUCAUGGGGUGCCGCCUCCUCAGACUACUACGUUUACUACCCCGAGAAAACCUCAAAAUGGAAGACCUUCUUCCUAACCUGGACCGGUCUCACCUUCUCCUUCUGCUUUGUCGACAUGCUCGGUAUCGGCAUCGCCUCAGGCAUCGCCACCCAUCCAGAGUGGGAAGACGCAUACAACAUCUCCAUCGGUGCCCUUCUCACAGUGACAUACGCGCCUCUGGGCCACUUCGGAAACUUCUGCGCCGUGGUGCUGGCGCUGGGUCUGAUUGCGAACAGCAUACCCGGGACGUACUCUGCGGCGCUGAACUGCCAGAUGAUGGGGCGGGCUUGGAAGGUGGUUCCGCGCUGGAUAUGGACGGUUGCACUGGUGGUUGUGCAGCUUGCGUGCGCGCUGGCCGGGCGCAACAAGGUCUUCGUCGUGUUCCAGAAUCUUCUGGCGCUGAUGGGUUACUGGUUGACUAUUAUGAUAUGCAUUGUCGCGGAGGAACAUGUGCUGUUUCAGAAGGCACGGGCGUUGGCGAUUGAUUGGGCGGCGUGGGAAGAGCAACGGAAGCUGCCCGUGGGAGUGGCGGCUUUGGUGGCUUUUCUACUUGGGUGGAUGGGUGCGAUUCUAGGGAUGUAUCAGGUGUGGUAUGUUGGCCCUCUCGCGAAGUUAGUAGCGGAUACGGGAGCCGAUGUUGGAGUGUGGGUUGGCUGUGGGUUUGCGCUUGUUGCUUUUCCGCCCUUGAGGCUUUUAGAAUUGAGGCUCGUUGGCAGAUAG